AGACCAGACCAGACUUUGCGAGCAGUGGAGCAAAGGCUGUUUUCCGUGGGUGCUUGAGGCUUAAGCAAGAGGCUCAUUGAGAUUUGAGACCAGGAGAGAUGUCUGGUCUCCGCGGAUCCGACGGUAGCAAAUGAACCUCACUCAGAUCGGAGGGGAGAAACUAGGCUAGUUGGUCUGGUGCCCCUGGCACUCGCUGCACCUGCAGUUUCCUUCUCCGGGAUCUCAAUUCUCAUCUGGGAGAGGGCGGGCGAGAUCCAUUCCAGUCGCCCCCAUUCACUCCCCUUCCUCGUCCGUCCUCUUCCUCCCUCCGAUCCACCGCUCCCCCUACCCGCCGGGCCGCCGCUACCUCGAGCGAGCGGAGAUCUCUCUCCUCGAACGGGGGGGGAGGAAGAUGCUCACCAAGUUCGAGACCAAGAGCAACCGGGUCAAGGGCCUCGCCUUCCACCCGCGCCGCCCAUGGAUCCUGUCCAGCCUCCAUAGCGGAGUCGUUCAGAUGUGGGACUACCGCAUGGGCACCCUCCUCAACCGCUUCGACGAGCACGACGGGCCCGUCAGGGGCGUCCACUUUCACGCCACGCAGCCGCUCUUCGUGUCCGGAGGUGACGAUUACAAGAUUAAGGUCUGGAAUUACAAGACUCAACGCUGCCUAUUCACACUUCAUGGGCACCUCGACUACAUUCGCACUGUGCAAUUCCACCAUGAGUGCCCAUGGAUCGUAAGUGCUAGCGACGAUCAGACAAUCCGGAUCUGGAAUUGGCAGUCACGCACAUGUGUGGCCGUGCUAACUGGGCAUAACCACUAUGUCAUGUGUGCCUCCUUCCAUCCCAAAGAGGAUCUGGUUGUAUCGGCAUCACUUGAUCAGACCGUGCGUGUCUGGGAUAUUGGGGCUCUGAGAAAGAAGUCAGCAUCACCUGCCGAUGACAUCCUCCGCCUCACUCAGAUGAACACAGAUCUAUUUGGAGGUAUUGAUGCUGUAGUCAAAUAUGUCUUGGAAGGCCAUGACCGCGGGGUCAACUGGGCCUCAUUUCAUCCCACUUUGCCUCUCAUUGUUUCCGGGGCAGAUGACCGGCAGGUGAAGAUAUGGAGAAUGAACGAUACCAAGGCUUGGGAAGUUGAUACGUUGAGGGGCCACAUGAAUAAUGUGUCUUGUGUGAUGUUUCAUGCGAAGCAAGACAUCAUCGUGUCUAACUCAGAAGACAAAAGCAUUCGUGUUUGGGAUGCCACAAAGAGAACUGGCAUUCAAACAUUUAGGCGGGAACAUGACCGUUUCUGGAUUCUUGCUGCUCACCCUGAAAUGAACCUUCUUGCUGCUGGUCAUGACAGUGGCAUGAUUGUUUUCAAAUUAGAGAGGGAACGCCCGGCCUUCUGUGUCAGUGGUGACACAGUUUUUUAUGUGAAGGACCGGUUUCUAAAGUUCUUUGAAUACUCCACACAGAAGGAAGUUCAGUUGGCUCCAAUAAGAAGACCUGGGUCAGUCAGCUUGAACCAGUCACCCAGGACACUAUCGUAUAGUCCAACUGAAAAUGCUGUCUUGAUUUGCUUUGAUGCUGAUGGGGGUUCAUAUGAACUCUACAUUGCUCCCAAGGAUUCUGCUGGCAAGGCUGAUUACUUGCAAGAGGCAAAGAAGGGAGCUGGUGGUUCUGCUGUAUUUGUGGCACGCAACAGGUUUGCAGUCCUUGAGAGGAGUAGCAAUCAAGUUUUGGUGAAGAAUCUGAAGAAUGAAAUCAUGAAGAAAAGCCCCCUUCCUAUUGCGACAGAUGCAAUAUAUUAUGCUGGGACAGGUAACUUGCUGUGCAAGGCUGAAGACCGGGUGGCCAUCUUUGAUCUUCAGCAAAGGCUAGUUCUUGGUGAGCUACAGACACCUGCUGUCAAAUAUAUUGUUUGGUCCAGUGAUAUGGAAUCUGUUGCAUUCCUGAGCAAGCAUGUUGUGGUUAUAGCCAGCAAGAAGCUUGUCCAUCAAUGCACACUGCAUGAAACCACCCGUGUGAAAAGUGGUGCUUGGGAUGAGAAUGGCGUGUUCAUCUACACCACACUGAACCAUAUGAAGUACUGCCUUCCCAAUGGCGACAGUGGGAUCAUAAAAACCCUUGAUGUUCCUAUUUACAUAACAAGGGUUAUCGGGAAUAACAUUUUCUGCCUAGACCGUGAUGGAAAGAACAAGCUGAUUGCAGUUGAUGCAACAGAGUACAUUUUCAAGCUCGCUCUUCUCAGAAAACGCUAUGAUCAUGUUAUGAGUAUGAUCAAGAACUCCCAGUUGUGUGGGCAGGCUGUGAUUUCUUAUUUACAACAGAAAGGUUUUCCAGAAGUUGCUCUUCACUUUGUGAAGGAUGAGAAGACCAGAUUUAACUUGGCCCUUGAGAGUGGUAACAUUCAAAUUGCAGUUGCUUCUGCAAAGGAGAUUGAUGACAAGGAUCACUGGUACAGGUUGGGAAUUGAGGCCCUGAGGCAAGGAAAUGUUGGUAUCGUGGAAUAUGCAUACCAACGAACAAAAAGUUUUGAGAGGCUUGCUUUUCUGUAUCUCAUUACUGGUUACUUGGACAAGGUGGGCUUCAUGUACAAAAUUGCUGGACAGAAUAAUAAUUUGAUGGGACAAUUUCACAAUGCAUUGUAUCUUGGGCAUGUUAAUAAGAGAGUUGAGAUCUUGGAAAAUGCUGGGCAGCUGCCUCUUGCUUAUGUUCUUGCUGUCACACAUGGGCUCACUGAAAUUGCUGAGAGGAUUGCUGCUGAAUUAGGCGAGCAUGUUCCUUUGCUGCCUGAAGGAAAAUCACACUCGUUACUGAUCCCCCCUGCACCUCUCACAGCCUGUGGUGAUUGGCCAUUGCUGAGGGUAGUGCGUGGUAUUUUUGAAGGUGGACUGGAUUCUACUGGAAGGGCAGAGCUUGAGGAAGAUGAUGAAGCUUCUGGUGCUGACUGGGGUGAUGAGGACUUGGAUAUUGUUGAUGCAAGUGAGGUGGUGGCAAAUGGUGGCGAUUAUUUUGAUGCAGAGGGUGAACCAAACGAGGAGGAGGGUGAGGAAGGUGGCUGGGACCUGGAAGAUCUGGAACUUCCACCUGAUACAGAGACUCCAAAAUCUGCUGGCAAUGCUCGCUCUCCUGUAUUUGUCACUCCAACAGCAGGCAUCCCUGUCAGCCAAAUUUGGACUCAAAAAUCUUCUCUGGCUGGGGAGCAUGCGGCUGCAGGGAACUUUGAUACAGCAAUGAGGUUGCUUAGCCGACAAUUGGGCAUCAAGAACUUUGCUCCGCUGAAGCCCUUGUUUCUUGAUCUGCAUAUGGGCAGUCAUUCAUAUCUGCGUGCCCUUGCUGCUGCUCCAGUUAUAUCAGUUGCUGUAGAGAAAGGUUGGAAUGAGUCCGCAAGUCCUAAUGUAAGAGGCCCUCCUGCACUUAUUUUCAGCUUCUCACAAAUGGAAGACAGACUCAAGGCUGCCUACAAAGCCACAACUGAGGGCAGGUUCCCAGAAGCACUGAGGCAGUUCCUUAGCAUCUUACAUACGAUUCCUGUAAUCGUUGUAGACUCACGGAGAGAAGUUGAUGAAGUGAAGGAAUUAAUUGAGAUAGUGAGGGAGUAUAUUCUUGGUCUGAAGAUGGAACUCAAGAGAAAGGAAUUGAGGGAUGAUGUGACCCGCCAACAGGAGUUGGCCGCUUACUUCACAAAUUGCAAGCUUCAGAGAAUUCAUAUGAGGCUUGUGCUUUCUAGCGCCAUGGCUCUUUGCUUCAAGCAGAAAAACUAUGCUACUGCAGCACACUUUGCAAGGAUGCUUCUUGAGAACAGCCCUCAAGAGGCUCAAGCAAGGAAGGCUCGACAGGUGCUGCAAGCUUGUCAGGAUAAGGAUGAUUCUCACCAACUGAACUAUGACUUUAGAAAUCCAUUUAUUGUUUGCGGUGCUACAUAUGUUCCAAUCUACCGUGGCCAAAAGGAUAUUUCUUGCCCAUACUGUGGAUCCCGGUUUGCUCCUUCCAUCGAAGGGCAGCUUUGUACCAUAUGUGAGCUUGCCAUAGUUGGGGCAGACGCCUCAGGCCUGGUCUGCUCCCCUACGCAGAUGAAGUAGACGUCUGCUGUUAUCACUUGCUAUAUGCUCCAGGAGUCAGGACUGUUGAGUGACCCAUGGAAGCUAUGCUGCGUAUGAGAUGUUUCUUUCACACUUCACAAUUCCUUUUGGCUAUCUUAGGGCAAUCUAUAAUCCGGUUCUAACCUUUGCUUGAUAGUAGCUUUUAUGUGAUACUAUAUUAAACUUUAUGGUAAUUGCAUGGUUGCAAAUGUAACAGAAGUCAUGUAUGUCUGAUGAACCAUUGCACUGUUUUGUUGGGGCUGAAAGAAUUUGUUGAUGAACAUCAGGUGACAAGCAGUAGAUCGCUUCAAUGUUCUUUUACUACCUUGAAUUAUGAAUGCGAAGUUUCUUAUGUAUGUCUGAUGAACCAUUGCACUGUUUUGUUGGGGCUGAAAGAAUUUGUUGAUGAACAUCAGGUGACAAGCAGUAGAUCGCUUCAAUGUUCUUUUACUACCUUGAAUUAUGAACGCGAAGUUUCUUAAUUGGCAAUAUAUUUAAAUUGUCUGCUGGCUUUGUUUGGUUAAGCUAGAUCUCUCCUACUACCUGGCUCUUUAUGACUAAUUUCCAGAAGGCACUCUGUUGCACACCUAUUGUUUGAUUUAAUUGCUCUGUGGGACUUGUUUGCUUAGUGGCAUGAGUGAUAGAUGAGGAUUGUUUGUAUCUUAAAAACUCGGCCGGUAGGGGAAAGACCGUCCCCACGGUAUUUAUAUUAAGAAGAAGCUCAAUCGGAACCCCGACCGAAAAAGGUCACGAAAGCUGCCCCCUCGUGCAACAAGAGGGUCCACCCCCUAUAGGUCAGAUCUUUACUCGUGUUUUGAGCCCUCCCAGCCCCUACACGAGGAUCUGUCCCCAUAGGUCAGUCCAUCUCAUGUGCACAGAACUAGAAGAACCAGCAAGUGUGAGCUUUUUUAACCUUAGCCUGAAAUUCGCUCACACUGGAAUUCGAACUCAUGACCUAAGGACUGCUACUCAUACCGCCUAACCAACUCGGCUAGAGGCCCUUGCGUAAGGAUUGUUUGUAUCUUAUAAUGCUAAUUACCUUCAAAUUUUAUCUGGUUUACUCAGUUUGCAUAUCCAAUUAAUCUCUUUAGAUUGUUGUACUUGCUGAUAUUAGCAUUCUGCCCUCAUAGCUAUUUGAUGUGACACUUACAAUUUAAUUUUAUAUUCUUAGUUUUUAUGAAAGUAAGCGUCUAUUUUGUACUGUCUUGACUCUUGCACUUUUUUAUCCUAGUUUAGAAUACUAGAAUUAUAUGUCGUAGCUAUCAUGCAGUUUGCAUCUCCAUUUCUAAAAUUUGUUUAGGAUGUAAUUAGAAACUCUAAAGUGCAUCUCGUGUAUUGUUCUGCAAAGCUGAUCAUGGUUUUAGCUGAUUGCUUUAUCCUAAUCCUAGAAUUUACUAGUAAUUCCUUGUCUAGAGUACAUUCUACGUUUAGGAUAAAAUUUAUAGAAUGUACUCUAAUUCCUUAUCGUACAAGGAAAAAAAUGUCAUAGUUAUCUUGCAGUUUGUUGGAUUUGUGACUAUUGUUGAAUUGUGUUGUAUUACUGUUUGCUAACUUCAUUUACUAGCCUGUACAGAUUGAUGUGAGAUUAUUAGCACAAGUAGCUCUUUUUUUUUCCAAGUAUGAAAUGUUGAUCUAUUUAUGUUACGACCAAUAUUGGAUAUGACACUGUACUGGAUUGGAAGAAUGCUUCGUAGUGUUGAUAUAAGUGCAUGCCUGCUUAUCUUUUUGUUUAUGUUUAGCUAGUAAUUCCUUUCCUCUUCAGCCAAGUGUCUAACAUUAACUUUUACAGUUUGAAUUUGCAAUCAAUCGACAUUAGGUGACGGAAUGCGGUUGAUGAUUUUUUUUAUGCUGAUUGCAGAUGUUAUCUUACCUCCUGCUGUCCGCAUCUUCAGCAGCACCAUCUCGCAAUGAUGCCUGGAUGUCUUGAUUUGGAGGGGAUGAAACAAUUCACCGAACACCAAACUUAUCAACGCCCUCCAUGUCAUUCCAAAUUUUCGUCUGGAGGGGAUUCAUCUUGGUCUUGUCUCAAUUAUCGCAGCUGCGUUUUCAGCUCUAUUUUGUAAACAUAUUGAUGUACGAUAGCUGAUGUGAGUGCUGGUUCACUGAAACGAUUUUCUGUUAUGGCAUAUGCCAUUUUAAUCUCUACAGUUUCAGUAUAUUGCACAGUAGAUUGUACUCAAACAUUUAAAAUUUGAUUGUACCAAGGAUUGAGACCAGUGUUUUAACACUGAAAAAUUAUGAUUGAUACACAACCUUUUGUCACUGAAUUGAUGGGUAGUAA
This is a messenger RNA of Zea mays, 6326 nucleotides long. RefSeq lists its product as uncharacterized. Lineage: Eukaryota; Viridiplantae; Streptophyta; Magnoliopsida; Poales; Poaceae. Gene Ontology annotation, cellular component: COPI vesicle coat. Gene Ontology annotation, biological process: intracellular protein transport; endoplasmic reticulum to Golgi vesicle-mediated transport; retrograde vesicle-mediated transport, Golgi to endoplasmic reticulum. The transcript has 4 exons. Gene Ontology annotation, molecular function: structural molecule activity; protein binding. The record is from RefSeq and is a predicted model, not a curated record. The coding region runs from base 392 to 4045 and encodes 1217 amino acids.